GUGCUACGGGGGUUUCCUUGUCUUUGACUGGAGACCAGCACGCAGAGAGGCAGAUGAUAACAGCAUCCAUUGCUGUUAUUCAGCCUACACACAUCUCAAUGAACUGCUCGCACAGAAGCCACUGAUCGUGCCCACUGCUUUUUGCAGGGCAGAGAUAGCGAUCAGUGUCUAAAAACGGCACCCCUUCUUUUUUUCCUAUGAGAUUAUUUUUUCAUAGACUCCUUUUGUAAAAACAUUCAAGGUCUCUGUAGCCUCUUUCCACCAUGGUGCUAGGAAAGGUAAAGAGCUUCACAGUGAGCUACGACUGUCUCAAUGACAGCAAUGUUCCCGUUUUCUCGAGCGGGGACUGCGUCUCAGGUAGGGUGAUCAUCGAAGUCACCGGAGAAAUCCGCGUGAAAUCUCUCAAGAUCCACGCAAAAGGAUUUGCAAAAGUUCGUUGGACUGAAUCGAGAAAUGCUGGAUCCAACACUGCCUACACGCAAAACUACACGGAAGAAGUGGAAUACCUAAAUCACAAAGACAUUUUAAUUGGACACGAGAGAGACGAUGACAACUCAGAGGAAGGCCUCACCACUAUCCAUUCAGGAAGACAUGAGUAUGCAUUCAGCCUCGAGCUUCCUCAGACACCCCUGGCUACCUCUUUUGAAGGGAAGCAUGGCAGUGUGCGCUACUGGGUAAAGGCAGAACUCCAUAGGCCAUGGCUCCUGCCCAUGAAGACCAAGAAGGAAUUUACAGUCUUUGAGCACAUCGACAUCAACACUCCAUUAUUGCUGUCACCCCAGGCCGGCACAAAAGAUAAGACACUUUGCUGUUGGUUUUGCACCUCAGGUCCUAUUUCCCUAAGUGCCAAAAUUGAAAGGAAAGGAUACACCCCAGGAGAGUCGAUCCAGAUCUUUGCAGAGAUCGAGAACUGCUCUUCCCGCAUGGUGGUGCCAAAGGCAGCCAUCUACCAAACUCAGACUUUCUAUGCCAAAGGGAAGAUGAAGGAGGUUAAGCAGCUGGUGGCCAACCUCCGGGGAGAGUCCCUGUCCUCGGGCAAAACGGAGACCUGGAGCGGAAAGAUGCUUAAGAUCCCACCUGUCUCACCCUCCAUCUUGGACUGCAGCAUUAUCAGAGUGGAGUACUCUCUCAUGGUAUACGUGGACAUACCUGGGGCGAUAAACUUGUCCCUGAAUCUGCCCCUGGUCAUUGGAACCAUACCCCUCCACCCAUUUGGCUCCCGAACCUCUAGUGUCAGCAGCCAGUGCAGCAUGAGCUGGCUGGGCAUGGGUCUACCAGAGAGGCCUGAAGCUCCUCCCAGCUAUGCAGAGAUUGUGACAGAAGAGCAGAGGCAGAGCAGUCUGGAUGUCCCAGCAGCCCGAGAGGAGCUGGACGGGCCACUCUUUGCCUAUAUUCACGAGUUCCGCUUCCAGCCACCUCCUCUGUACUCUGAGAUCGAUCCUCACCCAGAUCACGCCAGGCGUACAGAAGAGCGCAGGCUUGAUGCCUGUCCAUCACGCUGAGGGCACCCCCAAAAUUCCCCUGACUGACUUGGGGAAACACUAAGGAACCUGCUUUCAAGGCUCAGCUUAUUUUUCUCAGAUGACGGCAUUCACACAAUGCUGUUGACAUCAAGAGAAAAACAAAAUAUCCAACCAACCAACCAACCAACAAAGACUUGCACACAGUUGAGUUGGAUUGGACAAAUCUGUUCCUGCCUUCCCUCAGGAGUCACUAGUGUGGGCUGUCACUUCCUUCCUGUGUCAGCCCACUGAGGGUGGGAGGGCAGAUGAACACCUAUUCUGUCUGUAUGACAAAAACCCCACUAGUAGUGAGAGCCCUGGUGAUGGUAUUGACAGUGACGAAGAAGAAUCACCAAGGCUCAGCCUGCCAAGCUCCUCUUCACCCCUUUGAUUCUUCUGUACUCGUGGCACAUACGGACAUGGCUCUUCACACAUAGAGCAGGACUAAUCAUGUCCAGACUUCAGCAGAAUCACCUUAAGAAAAUGGGAUGAAGAGAGAAGAGUAACAACAACAAUGUUCUAACCACCAUAGUCUGUAUGAUGGAAAGCUUUCAGCAGCAGCGGUCAACAACAGAGCGAACACUAGGUCCUCCUGCCUCAUUUGGGAUUUUGUUUUGCACAUUUUGAGUUGCGUGGCUCUGUUUAACGAGAAUUUCUUUUCAAAUCACUAAUAGUUUGGUUUCAGCCUCGCAGUACGCCAGACUAAAAAUACGAGACUGCAGGUUUAACUUUAUAAGACUAUCAUCUGCAUAACUUUGAGCAGCGCUGAGAACAGGAUUUGAUUUUUGAAAAAAAAAAACGAAAAAAAACAAAGAGACUGAAAAGAACAAUGCACUGAAUUUGUUUAAGUUGUUAUAAGAAUUUUCAUUUUCUCGUUUUGAUGUUUCCACGGUGACUAACAACAACCAGACCAGACCGGACUUUUACAACAGCCGCACCACCCUAUCUCCACGUGGUAGCUCUUCAAGAUGUUGCCUCCUAAGCUCGGAUCCAAGAGCGGCUUCCCUCCUCUUGAGUUUAUGUUAUUCUGUCCUUGUAUCUAGCUCCGGUCAUAGAACAGCUUUUAGCCUUUUUGCUUUUUUGGUUUAUUUUGAGGAUGCUCUGGAUUUGGACUAGGGGGGUUGCAGACCUUCAUUUGCCACUUUGAAUAGUAGCUGACCAGAAAAAUGUGUGUGUGUGUGUGUGCGCUUGUGUGUGUGUGAGAGAGAUCAGAGGUGGUACAUUGUUGAGGGACUCGUCCUAACUGCCUGCAGCCCCUCUACUCCUAAUCUCAGGGCAAGCCUGGCUUGCUUAACUGCCCAAAAAGCACUGUCUCAGGUGGUCUUCUCACUUGCCAAACUGUUGGAAUUUAGAGUUUUGUUUAAAUUGCACUGUUAAAGCAGAGUUGGGUUUUUUUUUUGUUUUGUUUUGUUUUGUUUUGUUUUGUUUUUUAACUACCAAAAUGAGAGAACAGACCUGCAGAGAAGCAAGGCAGCUUUCUGAAAUGAAUCACAUUCCCUUUUUGUCCUGCUGCACUUGCCCACUUCAUCCAACCAACAUUUAGACCUCACCAGACCAGUGAAGCCUGAAUGCCAGUCAUAAAAAAAAAAGAAAGGAAAAGGAGGGAUGACGCGACUUCUGCAUUAAAGAAGCAAACCAACACUAAAGAAAAGCUGGGGACGUUGCUAAACUUCUGUUCGGCCUGGUCAGAACAAGUAGUAGUAGUAGAUUGACAUGAGUAAUACAUUGGUUUUCUAACUCAUUCAAGACAAAAGACCAGCUGUAACAGAAGUUUGACAUUGUCAGAAAAAAAAGCAGCACUUUUUUUGAUAAGAAAAAAAAAAGCAUUCAACGGUGAAGGUCUGGUGAGAGAAAAACAUUUGGUACUAACCAUGUAGUAGUAGAGGAUUUUCAGUCAAGGUGUUGUGUAGGACGGUAAUGCAUUAUUCAGUCUUUUUAAGAUUAGUUACUUCUUUUUUUUUUUUUCUUUUUUUCCAAGUUUACAUUUUGAAACGUAGCUAACGCGUGUUUGUAUGUGUUGAGUGUGUGCACGCUCUUGUCCAGCUGGCAACUACAUCCACGGCUUCUGGCGGUAAUCAACAAACUGCAGAUGAUUAAAGUGAUCUUAUCUUAGUGGCCUUGACACAGAAAAGACCUGAUUAAUUUUUCAGUGUCUAUGCGGACUUCAUUAUGUUUGUGAACACCUGUACGUUUUAGACCUUUCUAUGUUUAUUCAAAAGGACAAAAAGGGAACAGAAAAAAAGUCCUUUUAAAGCAAGUGUUGUUAAAAAAGACAUCUUGGACAGGCCUCUUUGAUUGUGUUGCUGGUGAGGGUUGACUAUUAUCUUUUUUUUGUUUUUUUUUUCCAUAUAUUUCUGGGCAUUAACAAAGGUUGCUUUCUAGUUUACCAAUCAACCUUCUUGAGUUAGUCUCCCCCGAUCCGCCUCAGGUCUGGGGUGGCAGCUGUUGAUCAGCACCCUUCCUCCUGCUCCUCCGAGAAACAUUUAGGUAACGUGGAAUAGCUGAUAAAGCACUUCUUCUAUGGUAAGCCCAUGUCAGACCUGUUUGCAGUUCUUUGUUUGGAUUUUAUCUUAGGGAAAACAAAUCAAGCUAUGCGGUAAAGAAUAAGCUCACAUACUUGUUUCAGGUUGGUCAAUUCCAUAGUCCAUUUGCUUGGGCCUCACAGUAGUCCAGUGUCAAAAAGUAAGCUAAACUCCUGGCCUAAUAAAAGGCAGGAACUGAAAUGUUCACAGAUAAAGAGCCUGGGAGACAGGAUCUGAAACAUUUUAGAAACAAAGUGCAAUAUUACUCACUGAAUUUUCUUCAUUCUCCAUUUUUAUGUUUUUUUUUUUUUUUCGUCUGUUAAUCAUGAUGAUGUAUAGAUAUUCUAUGAAUAUGCUAUGUUCUGAAUGAUUUAACCUUUUGUCUAGUUCUUCCUUUUGAUUUGAAUAAACAUUUUGUUCUAAAGGA
Molecule: messenger RNA, 4451 nt
Organism: Mugil cephalus (flathead mullet)
Lineage: Eukaryota; Metazoa; Chordata; Actinopteri; Mugiliformes; Mugilidae
Gene: arrdc3a
Product: arrestin domain containing 3a
Exons: 8
Coding region: 264-1502 (412 amino acids)
Biological process (GO): protein transport
Cellular component (GO): cytoplasm
Source: RefSeq, a predicted model, not a curated record